UGAUAAUACUGACAGGUUUUGUUUGGUACAUGGAGACAUGGGUGCCUCUUGUACAUGUUACGCCACUGUUUCGCCAGUUGUCAUGGAAACAAGAACUGUCGUUAAGGAUGGAGGCCAGGAAGGAGACGAGACAGUGAACAGACACCAGAUCAAAAAGACUUCUCGCUUCAAGCGUCGGAGUGAGUUAUCUGUGACGUCAGACGACAACCCCCGACAAGUUUACGUCAUCCACCUGUCCGCGGUCCUCCUUAACCCCCGGGACUGUCCACAGCUAGUGGACUUCAUCCUGGACAAGCCUGUUAUAAUGGUGGAAAUAGGGGUCAUGAUAAACAAGAAUGGUAAAUCGUGCGGGCCGAAGAAAGUCAUCAUGGAUCCGGAAAUUGACUGGGACGGUUUGGAUAUUACUCAGCAAGUUCCUCGUCGGGUCUCCGUGACCGAUGGCACGGCUCGAGUCUACGGCGUACUCUCAAGGUCAUUCAACUGUCAGCUGGAGAAUCAGAAAGUGACCCUCAAUGCCCUCCUGCUGGGACAAAAGAACAUAUCGCUGACUACUGAUAUACAGGAUGACAAAGAAUACUCACUACUUGACGUCACAGAAAUGUUCAACUGUUUCAUGUCUGAAAACACCGGAUGCACAAAGAAAUCUUCAGCAAUUAAAAAGGUAUCCAUUGCAAGCCGAAACAGAAGAACGUCAACUGAAGAACGCGAUGGUAAAGAUGGCGACAGCGAAUCAAGAAGUUCCCGCCUGAUCUCCGCCUACCUAGCAGACGACAGCUACAACGCGGGAAAAGACAUCGUCAGAAAAGUGUCCAUAGAAGAGAAAGUGUUCAAGCGGCCAGACAAGGAAAAAAAGGUCUCCACAACUGUUACAGAAGAAGAAAUUCGGAUUUCUCCACCGGAAGUCAGCGAUGAUGUCCCUCGUCGGAAGUUGUCCAAUAAAGGCGAAAAACAAAGACGUUCGUCGGAAGAGAGGAAAAAGAAGAAGGAGGAGAAAAAGGGGAAAAAUUCAAAAGAGGAAAAAUUCAGACGACAUUCGGGGGGAGAUCAGAGGAUAAAAAACGUGAGAAAGGUGACCCCGCAUUGUAAGAUCAUGGUCACGGAGCCGGGCGUGUGCUGUUCUAAGGAGCCGUGUCUCUCUCAGCUGGAGGAGGAAGACGAAGGCCGCACCUCCAUGGCAACCGACAACAGCGACCACGUGUACUCAAGCACGUGCAGCCUACAGCGACGGAUCUCCUCCUCUAUGUGCUAUUCCCCCGGCCCCGGGCACCACUUUGAUCCAAUCACAGAACUGUCCUGUGAAGAGGACGAUGGAGAAAGAAAAUGGCGGGAAAAACAGCGCUCAGUCAGCUGCACGUGACGUAUGUGUGAUGAGAGGAAGUUGGAUAUCGCAAAUAAAGGUCUUCACGAAAACGACAUUAUUUUACCAGAACAUCGCCGAAUUCCGUAAAAUUCUGUACGCAAACAAUAAUAGUCUGGAGAAUCUACAAAAUUUGAUCCCCGAAUGUUUAAAAUCCCUGACUAAGUAGUGUAUUUCAUACCAGUUAUAUUUAAAAUGCAUAUAUUGAAACGAAUUUGAAGAGUGUGUCUACUGAAAAUGAAUCUUGCUGGAGAUUUUGAACUUUGAAAAGAAAGUUUGCUGCAUUGAAAUCUAUGGGAAAAACGCGCGUUGUUCAAUUUGUCAAAAAUAAAUCAUUCAAUGCUAUUAAUAUACAGUACAUGUAUUAUGAGACAAUAUUUUAUAAACAUGUGAUAAAAAGAAAGUGAACAGCCAAAAAGGGCAAGCAAAGAACUCAUAAUUCGUUUAUUUCAAAUUUAUUUUGGAUAAAGAAAAUGGAACAUGCUGUGUACUUGAAAGGAAUUUCUAUAAAUAAAAAUC
Messenger RNA from Magallana angulata, 1876 nucleotides. RefSeq lists its product as uncharacterized. NCBI's taxonomy places the organism in Eukaryota, Metazoa, Mollusca, Bivalvia, Ostreida, Ostreidae. Bases 38 to 1357 code for a protein of 439 amino acids. The record is from RefSeq and is a predicted model, not a curated record. The transcript has 9 exons.